Molecule: messenger RNA, 5151 nt
Organism: Ruditapes philippinarum (Manila clam)
Lineage: Eukaryota; Metazoa; Mollusca; Bivalvia; Venerida; Veneridae
Product: solute carrier family 35 member F5-like
Exons: 13
Coding region: 1-1407 (468 amino acids)
Biological process (GO): regulation of peptide transport
Cellular component (GO): membrane
Source: RefSeq, a predicted model, not a curated record
AUGGUUAGGAAAACAAUAGAGUACCCACUAACGUACCCAAAUAAGAGCACCUCACAGUACUUGUUUAAGAAUGAACACUAUGACAAGCCUUACUUCAGCACCUAUUUCAAGACAGCUAUGUUCACUCUCUACCUUACUGGCUUUUCCUAUUCUGGCGGCCGUUGGCGAAAUCAAUGCAGGAAGAAUGGGAUUUCUGAAGAAUUAUUGACUGAGCCAAUAUAUGUACCACUAAGGUAUGAUGACAAGAAUAACAGCAAUAAUGAACUGGAUGAAUUAACAGAAUUGCGUGACAGGUCUGUGCGUUUUAACAAUCUAAUGGAGGUUAGGCAGCUAACUGGUAUGUAUUUACAAGACUGCUCCAUACAAUUACAUGUAGUAACAUUUACAUUUGAUUUUAUUUCUUAUUCUUUUCUAUUCAAUAUGUAUGCCGAGGAACAGGUCAUUGCAAGACUCUCUUACCCGGCUGCUGUCAGAGCAGAGGAACUGAGGUUACGAGCUUUAAAUAAGCUCACCAUUAAACAAGUAGCAAAAAUGGCCUUUAUGUUUUCUAUUAUCUGGUUCUUUGGUAAUUAUGCAUACCAAAUUGCCUUACAUGAUACAGAAGUUGGUGUUGUAAAUGUGCUGUCAUCAACAUCAUCAUUAUUUACACUGAUAUGUGCAGCCAUAUAUCCAGGAUCAUCAGCCGAUAGAUUUAGUCUUUCUAAACUUGUUGCUGUGCUUGUCAGUAUAGGUGGUGUGGUGAUGGUGAGUGUAUCAGACCUAAAGUUUGAAGAUAAAAUACCAGCUGGAGCUCUCUGGGCGUUAUCUAGUGCUAUAUUAUACGCCAUCUACCUGGUUGGCUUGAGAAGAAAAGUUGAUCAUGAAGAUAAACUUGAUAUACCAUUGUUUUUUGGUUUUGUAGGCUUAUUUACAUCAAUUUUAUUGUGGCCAGGAUUUUUAAUACUUCACUAUUCAAAGAUUGAAACAUUCCAGUGGCCAAACAGUGAACAAAUAUUGUUUAUCGUGAUAAACGGAUUAGUUGGUACCGUCCUCUCUGAAUUUUUAUGGCUCUGGGGCUGUUUUUUGACAUCAUCACUUAUAGCAACUUCGGCACUUAGUCUAGUUACACCAUUGUCUAUGAUAGCUGAUGUUGUUAUAAAAGGGGUCUCAUAUACUUGGUUGUUUUAUCUUGGAUCGGUUCCCGUGUUUGUAGCUUUUAUGGCUGUCAGCUGUUUGACACAUUUUGAGUCCUGGGAUCCAGUGUUGUUACUAGUUAAGAAAAUUCUACAUUGUUUAUGUUCAAGAAGAGUUGUUCCAAUUUCUAGUAUGGUGGAUGGCAUUGGUCCGUGGAAAAGAAAAAUCAGGAUGAGGGACGUUGAUAAAGAACAGUCAGAAAGUUUGAUUGGAGUGAAUGUAGCCACGGAGUAAACAAUAUGAUUUAACAAUAUAUUCUUCUUAAGUUGAUAACCAAAUGCAAUGUCUAUAUUAUGGAAUUUUAAAAAAAAUUGUGAAAAACUGUGUUAUUAUUGGUUUUUUUUGGAAUGGAUCAUUAUAUGGAGUUAUUAUGCUAUACGACUAUUUGAAAAUGUUGUUGUUCAACUUCUUUUUGUGAGCUCAUGUAUGACAUCAUAAACCGUCUGGUGUUUGUCUGUCUGCCUGUUUAAAUUGUAUUUCAAACAGAUUUUCAUAUAAUAUAUCACAUGGCCAAUAAUGACGAAACUUGGACGCGAUGUUUCCUGCUUGAAUCUCUUAUCCAUUUGUUCAAAUAAUUCAAUUCUAUGUUGAAGUGUGGUUGCCAUGGUAAUGAACUGGGGGAAAAAGUAAGGAAAAGAAUCAGAGGAAAGGCAUAUUAUAACUUAGCUGUUUGGCAAAUGGCAUCUUUUAGAACUCCAUUUAGACUGCUCAAAUUAAUUAUGUCUGUGGGUUUAAAAUUGAAAAAGUCUUUAAAGAAACUAUGAUUAAGCUAGAGCUUUGAUAUUUUGCAUGAAACCUCUACCAAGUUUUUCAAAUUAUAGUCCUGGGUUUCCAUUAUUUGUAUAUACAUGUAGUUAAAAAACUUAAAAAAUCAUCUCCUCAGAAAUCAUGGACCCUAGAGCUUAGAUAUUUGGCAUUGAAAAACAUCCUCUAGUUGACCACUACCAAGUUCAAAUUAUAGCACUGGGGUCAAAACUGACCUUACCUCAGAUGGUGUUGGGUUUUUCUAUAUGUAUAUAGUAAAACUUUUAAAAAUCAUCUUAAUUUAAACCAUAAAGGCAAAAGUUUAGAUAUAUCAUAUGGCAAGAAACAGCGUCUAGUUCCAAGUUUGUCAAAUUAUAGGCCUUGGUCAAAGUUGGCUCUGCCCAGAAGGUUUUCCAUGUAUUUAGUAAAAACUAAAGAUAUAAAACUUAGAUAUCCGGCAUUAAACAAAGGGUAGUAGAAAAUUGAAAAUAAUCAACCAGUGAAUUCCAUAGCAACCAAGGACUUCCAUAGCAUCAACUGACUUUAUAAAGCAACCACUGACAUGCAUAUCACCAGUGACUUCCAAAGCAACUACUAAUUUUCAGUGGCAACCUAGCUCUGACUUCCGUAGCAAACAGUCAUUGCAUAGCAACCAUUGACUUACAUAACCAUUGACUUCCAUUGCAACCAGUGACUUCCAUACCUAUUCUGAUGCAUUAAUUGACCUAGAUUCUGACCUUAUACAGGCUUAACAUUUAUAGUUAUCAAUAUUAGUUGUUACUCACAUUUAGAGCUUGAAUAGCCAGUUGAGCAAAAAGGACCAUCAAGGUCCUCUUGUUUAAUUAUGCCAAUCAUGAUUUAGAAAUAGUCAUUUUUCCAAGAAAAAAAAAUCUAGAAAUUAUAGAGUUUACCUUCACAUACAAAUGUAAUUAAAAACCUUUUUUACUCACAAUAUGUUUGUAGAUGUAAUGUUGACAGUAGAUGUCCUGUGAUUUGAAUGCUGAUAAAUUUCAUUAUAUUUAAAUGGUAAAACUGUGAAUGUUGAUAUUUAAGAUUUUAUGUUUUGCAGAAUUGUACAUAUGACAAAGAACCAAUUAAACAUGUUAAUAUUAUUUCAGGCCAUACAUAGUUGCAAGACAGUGGUUAUUGAAGAAUAUUGUUUAAUAUUAUGGUAUGUUUUGGGUUAUUUGUAUUUUUAUGAUAUAGAAAAUGAAUUUAUAUUGUAAGCAACUUAUCACAGAGAGAAGGUAUAUUUUCUAGAAAAGACAAGGCCUUUCAGCAUUUUUGCUUCAUUUUAAAUAUGGCAUGUGAUAAUGAACAUAAGGUAACAUAGGUCAAAGGUGAAUGUUGCGGUCAGAGUUCAAUGUUGCAGAGAGCUUAGCCUUGAAUAUGUUCUGCUAAAUGUAUAUAAUGUAUGAAGGGUUUGUUCUACCAAAUUUUGUUGAGUUAUCACCUCUUAUUUAUGGUUGGUUUAUUUAUUAAACUGUAUUAACAAAAAGUGAGUCAGGAACUUCCCCAAUGUAUUGGCCAAGAAAAGUAUGUAUUCCACAUAUUCCAGUCUUUCAUUUUAUGCAUACAGUGUAUGUAAAAUAGUAAGAUGUCUGUAUAUCGUUAACUGUCAUUAAGAUACAUUUGCAUUUGUUUCAUUGCAUUGUAUGUUAAUGUUUUGAAAGUGUAUUUUCAUUGUAAAUGUUUAUGUGAAAUCACUGUCAUUGAGUGCUAUGGCAGUCAAUAUCUUGUAUUCUAUGUAGUCUCUAGUUUGCAUUUAUGUAGAUUUAUCAUUUAAGUAAAAUUCAUUGGGUAUACUGUUAUGACAAAGUAUUUUUGUUUCAAAUAAUAAUUAUUGUUUCUGCUUUGUUUGGUUUGUAUUAAACCAAUAUACAUAAACAUGUUAUUCACUUUAUUUUAUGCAUUGAAAUAUUCUUACUGAACAGAAUGUCAGUUGCAAAAGAGAAGAGUGCACUUAAAUUUUAGCUCAAGUAAGCACAAUAUUCAAAGCUGAGCUUUUGUGAUAGCAUGAUGUCCAUUGUCGAUCAUGUUGUGUUAUCCAAAAUGUCUUUAAACAACAUCUUCUUAACCAAAUGAUAGAUGUUGACCAAACUUCACAGGAAUGAUCGAUAGGUGGCUCUGUACAAAAGAUUUAAUUGGUUCCAUACCGAGGCAUGUCACAUAGGUGCUGGUCACAGACACUUUAAGGACACUUAAAAAUGAGAUCCUUUGAAAUAAUUUCCUAAGAAACUACAAUGCCCAGAGCUCAGAUUUUUUGUGAAGUAACUCAAGUGUGACCUUUACCAUCAGGGACAAACAAAUCUUUUACUACCUGAAGUGAAUACGAUUUAAAAUUUCAAUUAACGAUGUUUCAUAAAAAUUUUAUUUGCAGUUUAUUGAUAUAAUCCCUAUUAUACCCGGAAAAAACAACAAUCAGGAACAAACUUUCAUAUUAAUUAAUUCAAUAAUGACCUUAACCUGUGAAACACCUUCGACAUAAUAAAAAUAAUAGAAGCCUGAAGUUUUUGCAUUUGAUUAUAACUUGUUUAUGAAGAGUUUUGUUUUAGGAGUAAAAGCUGUUUUAGGGUGGUGAGUAAAAGCUGUUUUAGGGUGGUAUUUAUUACAUUCAGUGAUAGUUCCAGUUAUUGUAGAGCUUACUCAUUUAGAAUGUAGCAUUGCCUAGUGGUCCUCUACUUACGUUACAUAAUCAUAUCCCUUUUGUUUAAGAUGAUCCCAAUGUAUCCAAAUGACCUAGUGCAUUAAAGAGUGAUAUUUUCCAGCAAUGGAUCUCAAAUGAGCAAUCUAAGGUCUUAAUGUCCUUUUGUUUAAUUUAAAUAAAAACUUGAAACCAAAUUAAAUUCAUUGAUUUUAUGUACAAUUUAUUUACAUUUGCGAGUUGUGUGAAAUAGAUAAAUACGGGUGGUAGUUGUCUAGUAAUUGGCUUGACAGUACAGUUCUUGCCUUUUACAGAUGAAAGUAGAAGGAAGGUAAGCUGUAAUGUUUUAUACCAAAAUACCAUGCUUUAUUUAAGUUAACUUUUUUGUGUAAAUUGUUUUAACUCUGAAUGAAAGCUUCUGUGGGGAUAUAUAAAAGUUGUUAUAUCGGGUUAAAUGAGUAAAAGUUGUUAUAUUAUGUUAAAUCAUAUGUAUAUACUAUAAUUUAUGAUGUUUACAUAUAAGAGAUAUGUAUAUUAGAGAGUGAGAGAAUUAUUUAUAAGAUCUGUGGAAAAUUAAAUGGUUAAAUCUU